Messenger RNA from Schizophyllum commune H4-8, 2765 nucleotides. RefSeq lists its product as uncharacterized. The coding region runs from base 245 to 2509 and encodes 754 amino acids. The record is from RefSeq and is a predicted model, not a curated record. The transcript is spliced from 2 exons. Lineage: Eukaryota; Fungi; Basidiomycota; Agaricomycetes; Agaricales; Schizophyllaceae.
AUUGUCCUCUUUCGGGGCACAAUGAUGAGCACAUGGGCGGCUUUGACUACGGGCCACUAUAAGAGAUGGAAGCGUGUGUGCUCAACUCCUUGCUUCCCUCCGCCUUGAGCCUGGCGCUCUCGACCUUCUCGCAACGAACUCGACGACCCGCCACGACCCCCGCUCGCUCCAUUCGUUCCUUGGAUAAUCUACCAGACGACACCUCCCAAUCUCCCGACACAAUCUACCCACUCUGUCUAACAGCAUGAUUUUCUCCCGACUACUCACCACACUCACCCUCGCGCUCGGCGCGUUCGCCGCCCCGAUCGACAGUACGCUGGUGGCUCGAUCAGAGUCCAACGUCAACACCGCGGACAAUGCGCGUCAGGCGCAGGCGCUGAACGCGAAGUUUGCGGCAUUGAAGGAGGCGAGCACGUGUAAAGGUGACGAGAUCGCCUGCGUCGCGGGCAUCCUCGCGCAAUGCAAGGCUGGCAAGUGGGAUUUGAGCCUGCAGUGCCCGCAGGGCACGACCUGCUUCGCGAUCCCGCGGACGGACAGCACGGGCACCGACCUCCAAUGCACGACGCAGAGCACGUUGGGUGGCCUCAUGACCAAGCUGGGCGUCCAGGGUGGCGUCAACGGCACGGACAACGCGACGUACGAGACGGAGACUGCGGCGCCGACAUCUGCGACACCGACCUCCGUACUCCCAUCCGCACCCGCUGCUUCGUCCGCAACGACCUCCGACGCCACAGAGGAGGUGCCAUGCACCAUGGAGUCUGGCGAGAGCCCUGCUUCCUCCGCCGCUCCCUCCUCUACCGUCCCUGCUUCCUCCUCAGCCGCACCCGCUACCUCCUCAGCGGCACCUGCUUUAUCCUCAACCGCACUGGCCAGCUCAUCUGCAUCCCCGAGCGACUCCGCUGCACCCACCGCCACAGCUCCCUGCGACGACUCCGCCUCGUCCGCGGCCUCCGCAACAGCUGCCCCAUCCAGCACCACCGACGACAGGACCUACUAUGUUACUGUCUACGUCACCGCGACCGACGAUGACCCCGCCGCGCCGUCUGCCACGAUCACGUCGUCGACGAUGGGUGUCGAGCCAUCAUCGACUGCGGGUGCCGAGAGUGGUGCGCCCUCUUCAGCGAGCGGCGAGGACAGCUACAUCUCCUCGAUGUACGCGUCCGCUUUCAGCAGCGCGGAGUCCGCUCCCGCGUCUUCGUACGCGGAGACGGCGACCGUAUCCGGUGAUCUGUCGUCCGUGGUGGCUUCUAUCACCAGUGGUGCGGCGUCUGCGACGGUGGAGAGUGGCGCAGCUGCCUCGGGUGCACCGUCCUCUUCCGACAGUGCGGCGGCGAGCAGCGACCUCAUUAGCACCACCUUCGCCAACGGUAUCGCGGCCAUUCCUUCCUCGUCCGUGGACUUCAGCGCGUCUGCGUCCGCCGAGUCGAGUGCGUCUGCGUCCGCCGAGCCGAGUGCAUCUGCGUCCGAGCUGAGUGCGUCCGCGUCUGCAACGGCCACCACCUCGUCCUCGAACCUCGUGUCCUUCGCCCUUCCUACUGCGUACAGUGGUUCGGCUUCCACCAGUGGUUCAGUUUCGGCAUCGGCGUCUGCUACUCCCAGCGAGUCUGCAUCUGUCGCUCCGAGCGCGUCUGCGUCCACCAUUCCUAGCGAGUCCGCCUCUGCUUCUUUCAGCGCGUCCGCUUCGGCCUCUGCAAGCGAGUUCGCGUCUGCAGCACCCAGUGAGUCUGCGUCCGCGUCGGCCUCGGGCUCGAGCCCAUCAUCCACCCUGGCAUCGUUCGCACAGGCGUCGUCCGUGAGCUCGAGCAGUGCAUCUGCUAGCGCAACCGCGUCGGCGUCCGCUGUGCCUUCUAGCAGCGCUGAGGUAUCGGUCUCUGCGUCCGCGUCUGCGAGCAGCACGGCGUCUGCCUCUACCGAGUCUGCAUCCUCCGCCGAGCCCACUGCUACUUCGGAUGCCCCCAAUGUGUCCUUCUCCCAGCCUGCUGUGGCCGAGUCAACCUCCACCGUUGCCUCAUCGUCCGCGACUGAGUCUGCUUCCUCGGAUGCCACUGUGUCUUCCACGGAAUCUGCUUCGCCAUCCGCGACCACCGAUGCCUCUUCAAUCAGCAUCCUCGGCACCUCCACCGACUCCGCUGGCGAGGUCUACGUGACGGGACUCACCACGGAUACGGUGACGUCCUCCAUGGUGACGACCACGUCGACGACGGAGGGCGCGGUGGAGUCCUCAAGCAGCGCGACGGAAACCUCGAGCAGUGCAGCGGAAACCUCGAGCAGUGCAGCGGAGGAGACUUCGAGCGUGGAGUCAACUGCGUCUAGCAGUGCCGACGAAUCUUCGACCAGCGCAAUGGAAACCGCAAGCUCGGUAACCGCUACCGCUGCGUCGGAGACCUCGAGCAGCGUUGCUGAGACUUCGAGCUCUGCUUCGGAGACCGCAAGCUCUGCGACCGAGACGUCCAGCGCCACGCGCAACCCGUACAGUUACGCCCCUCCAAGCCAGGAGACUGCUGCGUAACUUAUCAUCGCGAACCGCUAGCCGGAUUCGCUUAUCUCGUGUGCUAUGGACACACUACCUGCAUUGAAUGACGGACUCGCAUCAUUGUUUCCUCUUUAUCACUCACAUAUCCGCUCGCUGUAGCCAUAGGUCAUUGGUUUUUUUCUAAUUGUGCUCUUUAUGAGGCCCGAUUGGAAUGGGUAUUGUAGUCUCGUUUAAGUACUUAGUUCGGUCUUAGCUUAUAGAAUGAUUUGAGAUCAUCUACGGUGUGAAUGUC